AUGGAUGGCAUUAAAAGUGGACCGGUAGCUCUCCAGUGCUACGGUAACAACUUCAACCGCAGUUUUUACGAGUUCAUGGUGCGCUCGUUCUUGGGAUUCCAGCUUCCCAAACUGAACGUCUUCCUGUCCCUCAUCAGUCACGACAGAACAAACCAGUUGGUGAACUCCAUGCCUCCAUCACAUCUUGGAGCCUUGCUCCAAACUCCUGAUUUUAUCAACAAUGAAACAGCGCUCUGUGACAUCUUCAACGUAUACGACCAGACGGCAGUUUUCCUUCAGACUGUGAUUCUCACGAAGGAGGUGCAGUGGCCCACGUUGUUUUGCGUCUGGCCAUUGGCUCUCAGGAUCACAGAGAGGUCAGAAUUGGACGCCUUCUUUAGUGGCCUUAGCAACAACAACUACACAGACCUGCUCGAUAGCAGUCUGAUCAGCCCCGAGAUCACACACAAUGCAUCCUGCCUCGCCUUCCAAAGGAUAGUUGCCAUUCUUGGUGAAUUCAACUUCAAUGCUGCAGACUUCCAGAGGUCAGAUGUGUUCCUCACCAUCAGGAGUUACCUCACCUCAGAUCUUGAAGGAUACAAUGUGUCCACGAUCCGCCAAUGCAGACAUCGUACUAUUGCUCAACAGCACAGUUCCAAGAUGCUACGAUCCCAGCAACCCAGACCUGAACUCUACAGCAUGGUGAUCAGGGUGUUCACAGUGAACUCUCUGAACAUCGCCCUCCUCAACCAGGCUGGCUUACCUGCCAACCUCACCAACUACUACACAGAGCUUGUUUAUGAACAGGACAGCAACUUCAACCCCUUAAUACUUCCCGUGUUGUUUUGGUGCGAUGUUCCUGGGCCGGCUUUCGCCCAGCUGACUGAAGCAGAAAGUAUAACAGUUCUGCACAAUGUGACCACUAUCUGUUCAGACCUGGAUCCACAGGUCACUUCAGCCUUGGCGAGUAAUCUUGGUGACAACAUUGAUGCCACAGGCAUUGCUGCCCUCGGCAAUCAAAGCAACGGCUUGUCCACAGGUCAGAUCAUGACGAUAAAUCCUCAGGAGAUACAUAAUUCCCUCAGCACUUUUAGUGCAGUGACAGGCUGGAAUCAAGGGCAGGCCCGGGCCAUUUUUCUGUUACUGAUGUCUUCAGGACUGCAGAUCAAUAGCGCCUCAUCUUUGAUCAUGCUUGGAUCAAUUUUCAGUGGUGUCCCCUCUACAACUUUGGGGAACUUCAAUGGCUCACAUUUAAUUUCUGCUCUUACAAAUGUUGCUUUUCUGCAACACGUUGUGUCUGCUCCGACAUUCCUCCGACAGCAACUUGUCACUCAGAUUAUAAAAGUGAAUGGCAACACUGAGAUGAUCUUAGAAAACGUUCCGGAUGAUCUGGCCACUGAAAUCCCUCUUUUUCGGCUGAUUGGCUUGACAAGCAGUAACACUGUUAUCACAAGAGUUAACCGAAAGAAAUGGAAACGGCAGCAGAGUGUGUUCUUCUUCAAUGUUAUAGCUACUGAGACAUCAGCUAACGUUCUGGGAAGUGCAGACAACUUGUCCUCCUCAGUGCUGCAGGGGUUCACAUGUACAGGGGUGAGGAGCAUUUCAAAGGGGCAGAUCAAGAAGCUGAUCAGAGCUAGUCGGAGGAGGGGCAGUAACAAGGUCAACCUGGUGGAGACUCAGCUGACCUGCAUGUAUAACCACAUCCGUCAAGAGGCAGAUGUCACAGAUUUCAACGUCUUUCCUCCUGACAUGCUGCUGUACUAUGAUUACUCCCAGGUGCCACAGAGCAGCUGCCGGCCUUAUUUCCAAGAGUGUGCAGACGCAGACUUCAGCAUCUUCUCCCCAGCCCUCAGCUUCAAACGGGCCGCUCUGUUUGAUAACGCCAGGAGCUGCCUGGGCAUUACAAACACGAGUUUGACAAAGGAUAACAUAGCAGUGUUGGGAAACAUGUGCUGCACUCUGGAUGGAUCCUACAUCGAGAACUCGGACCCAUCUAUCUUGGAACGAGUGCAGAACUGCCCAGACCUCGAUGCAGCUCAAGUGACAGCUGUUGAAGCUUUGCUGCAGAGCGGGAGAACACAGCAUGGUGCUCCAUCAACAUGGGAUGUAGAGACUCUGAAGGCCCUCAACAUGUUACCAUUGUAUUUGACUUCAAGUUUCUACGAUAACUUUGACAAAAGAACAAAGAGGAGAUUCUUGAGGUUCUUCCUGAGAGUUAAUAGAAGGAAAUUGAGCAGACGGAUGAAAAGAAGGAUAAAGAGACAAAUAGGGAAGUCUUUCAGACUAAGAUCAAGGCGCUCAGUGGAAAACGAAUGCACCACCGGAAAUAUCACUCAGGUGACUAUUAGUGACGAUGCGUUCCCGAUCGACUACGAUGCAGUACAGUUCGAUAGAUGCCUCAGUUCCACCAUUGUCAGAGACAGCUUGGCUGCACUCACUGAGAAGGUUGAUGACGAGAGCUUUCAGAGGAUUAUUCUCGACAAGUUGAAAGAGGCUUACGCUGGCAGCUCUACCAUCCCAGAGAGUCAGGUUAUACUCUUAAGCGCAGUGUCCCGAGUCGCCACUAUUGAUGACAUCAACAUGUGGAAUAUCACUCAGAUCGACACGCUCAGUUCUUUGAUGAUCACGGAUGAUGGAGAGUGGGAUCCGAACCUGGCUGAAGCAAUCAUCACCAAGUAUCUGAGUACGGAAGGCAACACACUGAGCAGUGCUGUGCUCAACGCCAUCGCAGGACGUAACCUGUGUUCCCUGGACUCUGACGUGUUAAAGAACAUUACGGAACAAAGCCUCAGAGAUGCAGCAGUCCUGGAUUUGUCCAACUGCACCUUAGAGAAAAAGCAAGUUCUGUUCAUCAUUGCGGAAAAAGCAUUUACCCCAAACACCCGCUCAACUGCUGUCUCUGCGGACACCUACCAACUGAUACAACCUUUCACUGGGGGUGCUACUUCAGAAUAUGUCCAACGUUUGGCAAUCUCCGAUAUCAAUAUGGACAUGGCUACCUUUACUGCUCUGGAUCCAAAUGUUAUUCAGAACCUGGACGUUGAUAAUGUCAGAGGACUUCUAGGCACCAACCUGCCAGACUUAAAGUCUUAUGAAAACGAAACAGUGGUAAGGAACUGGAUAAGCAUUCAGUUACAGUCAAAUCUUGACAGGCUGGGGAUUAAUCUUACAGGUGGCAGGGCCACCACCGGCACCACUGGCUCUCCUGCCACAACUAAUCCUGGAGCCACUACCCAACCUGCCACCACCAACAAUCCUGCAGCAACUAACAAUCCUGCAACCACUAACAAUCCUGCAACCACUAACAAUCCUGCAGCAACUAACAAUCCUGCAGCCACCAACAAUCCUGCGACCACUAACAAUCCUGCAACCACUAACAAUCCUGCAGCAACUAACAAUCCUGCAACAACUAACAAUCCUGCAGCCACCAACAAUCCUGCAACCACUAACAAUCCUGCAACCACUAACAAUCCUGCAGCAACUAACAAUCCUGCAACAACUAACAAUCCUGCAGCCACCAACAAUCCUGCAGCCACCAACAAUCCUGCAGCCACCAACAAUCCUGCAGCCACAAACAAUCCUGCAGCAACUAAUAAUCCUGUAGCCACCAACAAUCCUGCAGCAACUAAUAAUCCUGCAGCCACCAACAAUCCUGCAGCAACUAACAAUCCUGCAGCCACCAACAAUCCUGCAGCCACCAACAAUCCUGCAGCCACCAACAAUCCUGGCGUAACUAAUAAUCCUGCAGCCACAACCCAACCUGGAGCCACCAUCCAACCUGGAGCUACAACAAAUGCUGGAUCGAGUUCCACUACAGGUAGCGGUGGUGUCCGCAUACGAGGCGACGGCUUCUGCUUCCUUGUUCUCCUCGUGGCCCUCUUAACUUCUCAGCACAUUCUAGCAUGAAGAAGAAACUGGCUGGUUCUAUGAAAUGAUUUAUAUAUCCACUGGCAGAAGGAAAAACUGUCUAAGAGAUGAUGGUGAUGACUAUGAAGACAGCCAAGGUUACCUCAAACCCCAAGAAAUGCUUCUAAUAGAGUUUAUGUAAAUAAUGUUUUCUCUGUAGUCAUAUUAAAGUCUGCUCUGAAACUUUUUCAUGUAGAACCUGAAUGCUCAUAUAUUGACUAGCCCUUUUUCUGCUGAUUGCUUUUCUCAUUAUUAUUAAUAUUAGAGUGAAGAGUUAGUUUUUACAAUGUCUAACAUCCUUUUUGUCUGACUACUAAUCCAUUUUUUAAAACUCUUGAUACAAAAAGCACAACAUCUGUCUGUUAGAGGCCAUAAGAUUUACCCAAUUUAUGUUGUGUCACAACUGACACAUUUCUAAAAUCUUCUUGUAUUGCUCUCUUACACUUUGAAAUGAAGGGAUGGUUUUGUGUUUAGAAAAUUAUUUCAAACUGAAAACAAUUUGGCUCAUAUCCAGAAGUAGUUAUGCUGUGCAGAGUUUGGAAAAUGCAUCUUGAGCAUAAGAACGUCUUAAUACUUGUUUUAAAAAAAGACUAACAGAAAAGGGGAGUAAAGUAAAGUUUCUGUUUUAUCUGUAUUUCUAAAUUCUAUUUACCUUUGUUCAGAAAGCACUUACUUUAGACAAGAUUUCCUUGAAUAAUGAAAUGCAUGCCAGGAUCUGUACGACUUCAAUAAGCCAUCAAUAAAUAAGAGUUUU
Molecule: messenger RNA, 4639 nt
Organism: Labrus bergylta (ballan wrasse)
Lineage: Eukaryota; Metazoa; Chordata; Actinopteri; Labriformes; Labridae
Source: RefSeq, a predicted model, not a curated record